UAAUUGUGGUCUCAUUGAUAUCGAGCGGACUCUUUAUGUUUACCUAUCAAUCAACUCAAUUUCAAAUACAGGGCUUUCUAUUAGUAUUAAGCGCUUCGUUAUUAGGAGGCCUUCGUUGGACUCUUUCACAGCUUGUUAUGCAACGCAAAGAAGUCGGUUUAAGCAAUCCAUUGGAUAUGAUGUAUCACAUCCAACCAUGGAUGCUAGUAGGUUUAAUACCGUUAACACUAGUGUUUGAAGCGAUACCUUUCAGUCAAAGCAAAAUAACAAUUAGUCAAAUACUAAGCGAUAGCGAGCUUUUGUGGCACACAAUUAGUCUAAUAAUGAUUGGCUCUGUUUUGGCGUUUCUCAUGGAAUUCAGCGAAUUCUUGCUCUUAACGUAUACCUCAAGUCUCACACUCUCUAUAGCAGGCAUUUUCAAAGAGGUGUUCACUCUAUAUCUGGCCGUCAACUACAACGGCGACCAAAUGAGUCGACUUAACUUCAUUGGACUCAUCGUGUGUUUAGUGGGAAUAGGAUUCCAUGUAUUUAUUAAAGCGUUAGAUAACAGCAACGACAAACACAAUGUCGCGGACAGGGAAUCAAAGUCUGGAGAAAUUGAGUCCAAAAGACUAUUGGAGGGCAUCGAUGAAGACGUCUUAUUUGAUUUGAAGCCAAUUGGAGCCAAAAUAUAUUGAAUUAAAUUACUUCUAGUCUCUUAUUAACUGACGAUUCCAUGGAUUUGGAAACUUUUGACAUAUUUCUCGAAAUACUGAUUAUUUUCAGGA
Medioppia subpectinata is the source of this 767-nucleotide messenger RNA. NCBI's taxonomy places the organism in Eukaryota, Metazoa, Arthropoda, Arachnida, Sarcoptiformes, Oppiidae. The record is from the annotation of a GenBank genome assembly.